Molecule: messenger RNA, 927 nt
Organism: Budorcas taxicolor (takin)
Lineage: Eukaryota; Metazoa; Chordata; Mammalia; Artiodactyla; Bovidae
Product: olfactory receptor 140-like
Exons: 1
Coding region: 1-927 (308 amino acids)
Biological process (GO): G protein-coupled receptor signaling pathway
Cellular component (GO): membrane
Molecular function (GO): G protein-coupled receptor activity; olfactory receptor activity
Source: RefSeq, a predicted model, not a curated record
AUGGAUGUCCUCACACCUCCCAACAACGUGACUGAGUUUGUUCUCUUGGGACUCACACAGAAUCCACACUUGCAGAAAAUGCUCUUCAUUGUCUUUUUACUUAUCUUCCUAUUAACUGUGUUGGCCAACCUGCUCAUUGUCAUAACCAUCUCCCUCAGCCCCACACUUUCAGCUCCCAUGUACUUCUUUCUCACUCACUUAUCCUUCAUAGAUGGCAUCUUCACCUCUGUCACAACCCCCAAACUGAUAACUGACCUGCUGUACCAGAGGAGAACCAUCUCCUGGAGUGGCUGCCUGAUUCAGAUCUUUCUGGAACACAUAAUGGGAGGUUCAGAGAUCAUCCUUCUCAUUUCCAUGUCCUAUGACCGCUACAUGGCCAUCUGCAAGCCUCUGCACUACAUGACCAUCAUGAGACAGGGGCUCUGCCAGCUCCUGGUGAUGGUGGCCUGGAUUGGGGGCAUCCUGCAUGCCACCGUGCAGAUUCUUUUCAUUGUCAACUUGACCUUCUGUGGUCCCAACGUCAUUGAUCACUUCAUGUGUGAUUUCUUCUCACUGUUGGAACUCGCCUGCAGUGACACCUACAAGCUGGGCAUCAUGGUGGCAGCUAACACUGCAGGAAUGUGCUUAGUGUUUUUUAUCAUGCUCCUCGUCUCCUACACAGUCAUCCUGCACUCUCUGAAAUCCCAUGGCUCUGAAGCACGACGCAAAGCCCUCUCUACAUGUGGCUCCCAUUUCACGGUAGUGGUGCUCUUUUUUGGUCCCUGUAUAUUCACCUAUAUGCGACCUGUGGUCACUUACCCUGUGGACAAAUUUGUGGCUAUGUUCUUUGCAAUCCUCACUCCCAUGUUAAAUCCCAUCAUUUACACAGCGAGAAACACAGAGGUGAAAAAUGCCAUCAGGAAUUUGUUGAAGAGAAGAGUGACUUAG